Messenger RNA from Juglans microcarpa x Juglans regia, 1935 nucleotides. RefSeq names its product dihydrolipoyllysine-residue succinyltransferase component of 2-oxoglutarate dehydrogenase complex 1, mitochondrial-like. Lineage: Eukaryota; Viridiplantae; Streptophyta; Magnoliopsida; Fagales; Juglandaceae. Gene Ontology annotation, biological process: tricarboxylic acid cycle. Gene Ontology annotation, cellular component: oxoglutarate dehydrogenase complex. Gene Ontology annotation, molecular function: dihydrolipoyllysine-residue succinyltransferase activity. The record is from RefSeq and is a predicted model, not a curated record. The transcript is spliced from 16 exons. Bases 186 to 1649 code for a protein of 487 amino acids.
AAAAAAGUUACCAUAAACAGGCGGCUCUUCGCGUCGGCCCUCUCCCUUCUCUGAAACUUUCUUUCUAUAUAUGUCUCCCUUUCUUUUCUUCCUACGGUAAAGUGUUCAAACGUCAAAGCCUGAACUCAUCAACGUCACCUUCGUCUUCGUCGUCUUCUUCAAUUGGGAGUUUGAUUGGAGCAACUAUGUGGGCGAUCAUAAGGCGAAAAGUUGUCAACGGAAGCUCCACGGCUUCGGUUUUCGGACGACCAUUGCGGGAGACUCGGCUUGUAACGGCGCCAGCAACGCGAAGUUACUCUACCAACGUCAAAGAGAGAUUGCUGCUUGGAAGAGGCUCGAAAAUUGUAGGCAGUGCUGGUCUUCAUGGCUGUCUAGGUUGUCCCAUUAGUUCAAAGACGGUCAGAGAAAGGAAACAAAAUGUGCCAUGGGAAGUUCUGCCAUUUCUUCAAACAGAUUCUCCUAACUACAUGCAGUAUAGGUCAUUUUCUUCUGAUAAUGGUGAUCUGGUUGAUGCUGUAGUGCCCUUCAUGGGUGAAUCAAUCACUGAUGGGACUCUAGCAAAUUUUUUAAAGCAACCUGGCGACCGUGUAGAAGUUGAUGAACCUAUUGCCCAAAUAGAAACUGAUAAGGUAACAAUUGAUGUGGCUAGUCCUGAAGCUGGCGUUCUCCAAAAGUUUGUUGCCAAUGAAGGUGAUACAGUGGAGCCAGGUACCAAGAUUGCUAUUAUCUCAAAGUCUGGCGAAGGCGUUGCACAUGUCGCUCCAUCAGAGCAACCACCUAGCAAGGCUGAUUCUAAGGCGUCUGCUGACAAGAAAAAUGCAGUCAAGGAAAAACCUAAAGAAGAAACCUCUCUUCCUAAGCCUAAAGCUGAAACUUCUCCUCCUAGGCCUAAAGCUCCUUCUCCACCACCCAGUAAACCUUCAGCAACAGAACCUCAACUUCCUCCCAAGGAAAGGGAAAGAAGAGUUCCAAUGACAAGACUGAGGAAACGUGUUGCAACACGUUUGAAGGACUCUCAGAACACUUUUGCAAUGCUGACUACAUUCAAUGAAGUUGAUAUGACUGGUCUGAUGAAGCUCCGUUCUGAUUAUAAAGAUGCCUUUGUUGAGAAGCACGGGGUGAAGUUAGGACUUAUGUCGGGAUUUGUUAAGGCUGCUGUAAGUGGGCUGCAAAAUCAGCCAAUCAUCAAUGCUGUCAUUGAUGGGGAUGACAUCAUUUAUAGAGAUUAUAUUGACAUCAGUAUUGCUGUUGGUACUCCAAAGGGUCUGGUUGUUCCUGUCAUCCGCAAUGCCGAUAAAAUGAACUUUGCUGAGAUUGAGAAGGAGAUCAACACCCUUGCAAAGAAGGCAAAUGAUGGCUCUAUAUCGAUUGAUGAGAUGGCUGGAGGCUCAUUCACUAUAUCUAAUGGUGGUGUUUAUGGAAGCCUGUUAAGUACUCCGAUCAUUAAUCCCCCACAGUCGGCCAUCUUGGGCAUGCACUCAAUUGUGAACCGGCCGAUGUUUGUUGGUGGGGAGAUCGUUUCAAGGCCGAUGAUGUACAUUGCUCUAACAUAUGAUCAUCGACUAAUUGAUGGAAGAGAGGCAGUCUUCUUCCUGCGUCGUAUCAAAGAUGUUGUGGAGGACCCUCGGAGGUUGCUUCUUGAUAUAUGAGGACAGUGUAGGCCACAUGCUAGACCAUCCCUUCUGGUGUGGCACUGUAGUUGGCUCCUCAGUUUACACCGUCAGCAAGUUCUUCAAUAGCGGCCUGUUUACAUAUGCGAGACUCGUUAUAUAACUUACAUUAAAUUCCGGUUGAGUUUAAGUUUUUUUAUUAUGGCCCGGCAAACCCUUCCCUUCCUCCCCCCCACCCAAAACAAAAGAAGAGACAGUGGUUAUAACCUCUAUUUAUCUUUGAAAAUCUCAUAGAAGAAUAAAGUCAAAACGUUUUUUUGCAGCA